GAAAAGAGGGCGCCGCCAUUUUGUCGACAGCGAGGAGAGUUGGAGGCCUCAGCCGGGAGCUUGCCCAAGGUCCUCUCGCGGCCUAGUCGCAACCGAUUCUUUCCUGUCCUGCCUAGGCUUCGCGCCAACGUAACAUCACGGCGGAGAUGUCGGAAUACAUCCGAGUAACGGAAGAUGAGAAUGAGGAACCCAUUGAGAUCCCUUCAGAGGAUGAUGGGACUGUAUUACUCUCCACGGUUACUGCGCAGUUCCCAGGAGCCUGUGGCCUGCGUUACAGAAACCCCGUGUCUCAGUGUAUGAGAGGAGUCCGAUUAGUGGAAGGAAUUCUUCAUGCACCAGAUAAUGGCUGGGGAAAUUUGGUAUAUGUGGUGAAUUAUCCCAAAGACAACAAGAGGAAAAUGGAUGAAACAGAUGCUUCAUCAGCCGUUAAAGUGAAACGAGCAGUUCAGAAAACCUCUGAUCUGAUAGUUUUGGGUCUUCCUUGGAAGACAACAGAGCAAGAUCUGAAAGAAUAUUUCAGCACGUUUGGAGAAGUUCUCAUGGUGCAGGUUAAGAAGGACAUCAAAACUGGCCACUCAAAGGGGUUUGGUUUUGUACGAUUUACCGACUAUGAAACCCAAGUAAAAGUCAUGUCUCAGCGUCACAUGAUUGAUGGAAGAUGGUGCGACUGCAAGCUCCCCAAUUCUAAGCAAAGUCCAGAUGAACCUUUGCGUAGCAGGAAGGUGUUUGUUGGGCGUUGCACUGAAGACAUGACUGCAGAUGAGCUCCGUCAGUUUUUUUCACAAUAUGGAGAAGUCGUUGAUGUCUUCAUUCCCAAACCAUUCAGAGCUUUUGCCUUCGUUACGUUUGCUGAUGAUCAGGUCGCCCAGUCCCUUUGUGGUGAGGACUUGAUCAUAAAAGGAAUCAGCGUCCAUAUAUCCAAUGCUGAACCUAAGCAUAAUAGCAGUAGACAACUAGAAAGAGGUGGAAGAUUUGGUGGUAAUCCAGGAGGCUUUGGGAAUCAGGGUGGAUUUCCUAAUCGGGGGGGAGGCGGGGGAGGUGGCGGACUGGGUAACAGCCAGGGCAGUAACAUGGGAGGUGGGAUGAACUUUGGGGCCUUCAGCAUCAAUCCCGCCAUGAUGGCGGCGGCUCAGGCCGCGCUGCAGAGCAGCUGGGGGAUGAUGGGCAUGCUUGCUAGCCAGCAAAACCAGUCUGGGCCGUCAGGGAACAACCAGCCACAGGGAAACAUGCAGAGGGAGCAGCAGAGCCAAGGGUUUAGCUCCGGGAGCAAUUCCUACGGAAGCUCGAACUCUGGCCCAGCGAUAGGGUGGGGCUCCUCCAACACGGGCUCCAGCAGUGGGUUUAAUGGCGGGUUUGGUUCAAGUAUGGAUUCCAAAUCAUCAGGAUGGGGGAUGUAAGGCAGGCUGACUCUGAUGGGAAAUCAUUUUUUUUUUCUAGAGCUUCCGGUAAGUAUAAUCUAAAAUGCAUAUUACUAAAAGGAAAAAGAAAAAAAAAACCAACCCCAAAUCAAUUUGUUCAGUGUGUAGUAUAUUUCGAUAGUAUUUUUGACACUUUUUUUCUUUUGUAAGGGGGAAAAAAAGAUUAAAUGAAGUUUUAUAGGUUUUGUUACCAUGAGUUGGAAUACAUGAGUUGGGAUUAUUGAGUGGCUGAAAGUGAACUGUUUCCCUGACUGGUAAACGGGUGUGCUGCAGUUUAAAUAGGAAUUUGUAAAGAUUGGAUUCCUUGUUUUCCUAGUCAGCUGAGAUCUUUGCAUGUUUCAAAAAAAAUGGAAGCCAUUUUUCAGAAACUGCAUCCUAUCCUUAUUAAUUUUUUUUUAAUUUAAUUUGAUCCCCCCCGCCAUAAGAAUUUUUCUCUCUUUCUCUCCUUCCCCCUCCCCCAAAUGUCCUGUGUGGAGAAUGCAAUGUUGGUGUCGGCUUUUUUUCCUUUUAACACUGUCUCCCUUCUCAUACUAAAGUACAGUAUGGAGACCUCAUUUAGUUCUUGCAGUUCAUCUCAU
Molecule: messenger RNA, 1996 nt
Organism: Thamnophis sirtalis
Lineage: Eukaryota; Metazoa; Chordata; Lepidosauria; Squamata; Natricidae
Gene: TARDBP
Product: TAR DNA binding protein
Biological process (GO): regulation of gene expression
Cellular component (GO): chromatin; nucleoplasm
Molecular function (GO): RNA binding
Source: RefSeq, a predicted model, not a curated record